AUGAGUCAGGGUGUUGUUGACACAUAUGGGGUAAAGAAGUGGUCGGUGGGGCCGAGAAUAACUCCACCAGAGGUAGCUGAAACGGCUGAAAAGGUGAUUCACCACAACAGCGAGCCGAAGCAGCAACUACUGCCAUUCUUCAGUCUUUGCCCGGCGGUAGGGUCUAUGCGAGUCGCCAAGGUUGCUGUUACUGUUGACGUUGACAACAGAGUCUGCACCGACGUCGACGUCACUGCCACCGAGGUCUUCGCGAUCGUCAUCGACGAUGCCAUCGGGAUCUGCAUCAUCGUCGUCGUCGUUACUGCCACCGAGGUCUUCGCAAUCGUCAUAGACGAUGCCAUCGGGAUCUGCAUCAUCGUCGUCGUCGUUACUGCCACCGAGGUCUUCGCGAUCGUCAUCGACGAUGCCAUCGGAAUCUGCAUCAUCGUCGUCGUCGUUACUGCCAUCAUCAUCGUCGUCGUUACUGCCACCGAGGUCUUCGCGAUCGUCAUCGACGAUGCCAUCGGGAUCUGCAUCAUCAUCGUCGUCGUUACUGCCACCGAGGUCUUCGCGAUCGUCAUCGACGAUGCCAUCGGGAUCUGCAUCAUCGUCGUCGUCGUUACUGCCGUCAGGGUGCUCGAUGUCGGUUGUACACUUUCCAUCGACUUAUGCGUAUUUGCUGGUGUCGUCAUCAGGAUCUGCGUCACCGAUUGGAUAUUAACUGAGAACGUGGAUUCCGAAAAACAAUUUCCAAGAGUGGCGGAGAAGGACUGUGAACAGGAGCCUGCAGAGUGGCGGAGGAGGUCUGUGAACAGGCACCUGCAGAGUUACGGAGGAGGUCUGUGA
Messenger RNA from Bacillus rossius redtenbacheri, 825 nucleotides. RefSeq lists its product as uncharacterized. Bases 1 to 825 code for a protein of 274 amino acids. The transcript is spliced from 4 exons. NCBI's taxonomy places the organism in Eukaryota, Metazoa, Arthropoda, Insecta, Phasmatodea, Bacillidae. The record is from RefSeq and is a predicted model, not a curated record.